AUCCUCGAUCAUCACGACACCAUCAUGCCAUUUGUAAGACGAAUCAAUGCCACCGAUCGAAAGGUCUACGCCACCCGAACGCUGCUCUUCCUCAACAAUGACAGCACCCUGAAACCCCUCGCUAUUGAGCUUAGCCUCCCCCAUCCAGGUGGCGAUACUUUUGGCGCCAUAAGCACUGUAUACACGCCCAUGACUUCCGGUGUUGAAGGCUCAAUUUGGUCGCUUGCCAAAGCCUAUGUCAUCAUCAAUGACUCCUGCGUUCAUCAGCUUAUUAGCCACUGGCUGCGCACUCACGCAGUGAUGGAACCCUUCGUGAUCGCCACAAACCGCCACCUGAGCGCGAUGCACCCCAUCAAUAAGCUCCUUUUGCCACACUACCGCGACACCAUGAACAUAAACGCUCUCGCUCGACAAAGCCUCAUCAAUGCCGGCGGCCUACUCGAGUUCAUCAUUUUUCCUUCCAAGUACACUAUGGAAAUGUCCUCCUCUGUUUACAAAAGCUGGAAUUUUGUCGAGCAGGGCCUUCCAUCCGAUCUCCUCAAGCGAGGAAUGGCGGGGGAUUCUGAUUGA
Molecule: messenger RNA, 570 nt
Organism: Phalaenopsis equestris
Lineage: Eukaryota; Viridiplantae; Streptophyta; Magnoliopsida; Asparagales; Orchidaceae
Product: probable linoleate 9S-lipoxygenase 5
Exons: 3
Coding region: 25-570 (181 amino acids)
Biological process (GO): lipid oxidation
Molecular function (GO): metal ion binding; oxidoreductase activity, acting on single donors with incorporation of molecular oxygen, incorporation of two atoms of oxygen
Source: RefSeq, a predicted model, not a curated record